This is a messenger RNA of Paraglomus occultum, 525 nucleotides long. NCBI's taxonomy places the organism in Eukaryota, Fungi, Glomeromycota, Glomeromycetes, Paraglomerales, Paraglomeraceae. The record is from the annotation of a GenBank genome assembly.
AUGUCCAGAAACCGUUCUCGAAGUUUCAUUUCUGCCGAAAAACCAGCUACCUACGAUGAAACACUCGACCAGUCAGCGUUACCCAACCUGAACUCUGACUGGGUGUACUAUCCUGGCGCCUGGGUAGUUCACAUCUUUUUGAUCUUUUGCGUAAAGAUCCUUUUCAGUAGCAUUCCUGGCGUGUCAUCGGAGGCUAGCUGGACAUUAACUAAUCUGUCGUAUAUGGUGGGCAGUUUCCUUAUGUUUCAUUGGGUAAAGGGAGUGCCAUGGGAAUUCAACUCUGGCGCUUACGAUAACUUGACUAUGUGGGAACAAAUUGACCACGGAGCACAAUUUACACCUGCAAAGAAGUAUUUGAUGGCUGUCCCAACCGUUCUAUUCCUUCUCAGUACACAUUAUACGUUCUACGAUGCCGUUACGUUUAUGAUUAACUUUACUGCUUUAUUAAUCGUUUUGAUCGCCAAGUUGCCCCAGCUACAUAGAGUUCGAUUGUUUGGCAUCAACAAGUUUGAAACGGACGAGUAG